CGCAACAUCAACAGCACUGAUUCGAACCAAUUUCAACCUCAUAGUGAAUAGAGAAGUCUUAGCAAUGUCUCCAUUACAACAGAUUAACGACAUCACUGCGAAGGGUCCAGCUGGCCUGGAAGAAGCAGACCGAGCAGCGUUGUUGCAAGCCGCACAAAAGCUUGUUGAAACAUUGGAAAACCCAUUUGAAAAGAUCAUCCGCUUGACAUUUGGCAUAUACGAUCCUAUCUCUCUCCGCCUCGCUAUAGACAUGAAUCUCGCAGACAUAGCGUUGGCCCACCGUGCGCCGAUCAGUCUUGAGGAAUUGGCAGAGAAGAGCAAAACGGACCUUGCAUUGCUCCAGCGAGUCCUCCGAAUGUUGAUACCUCUGGGUGUUUUCGUAGAAUCGGAGCCGUCCAAGUAUGCAGUUACGCCAUUCACGCCGGUGCUUGCCACCGGAUCUCCUGCAAGGGAAGCAAUAAUUCACUUCACGCAUGUAUCCCAUUCGACAGUUUUUAUGCCAGAAUACUUCGAAGCCAACGGAUAUAAGAAUCCGAAUGACUCUGGGGAUACACCGUUCAGUUUUGGCGAAAGAUGCCCAGGAGAAACAUACUUCGACUUUCUAGCGAAGCCAGAGAAUGCGAGGCUUUCUCAUGCCUUCAAUCAGACCAUGACAAUGCAGAGAGGCGACCCGAAUGCACCGUUCCCUGAUGGGUAUCCUGCUCAAGAUCGACUGAAGAUUGACGACCCAGAACGAGUAUUGUUUGUGGAUGUGGGCGGCGGCAUCGGCCACCAAGUGCAAAAGUUCCACGAAAAGUAUCCUUCAUUGUCUGGAAAGCUCGCUCUAGAGGAUCUUCCUCAAGUUCUCGAAAAGGCCAACGAUCUUCCAUCUGAUUUUAUCAAAGUCGGUCAUGAUUUCUUCACCCCACAGCCCGAUGCCGUCAAGAACGCCAAAGCCUUCUAUUUCCGCACAGUAUUACAUGACUGGCCAGAGAAGCAAUCCGUCACGAUCCUAAAGCAUAUAGCGGAUGUCAUGGCUGAUGAUUCGGUGAUCCUGAUUCACGAGAUUGUUCUCCCAGAAUCAGGUGUUACACAUCUAGAAGCCAAGAUAGAUUUGCACAUGUUGAACUUGGGCGCUCUAGAGAGGACAGAAAAGCAAUGGAGGCAGUUGGCGGCCCUUGUUGGUCUGGAUGUCAAUGGAAUCUGGAUGACAAAUGAGGAUUUGGGCCGAAGGGGAAUCAUUGAAUUAGGCAAGAAGAAAUGAGGCUGGGAGAGUUGACGCUACGUUCUUGACGAUUGGAAGGAUAAAGCCAUGUCGUAAUCACAGAUGAUUUAUAUGACCCCAUUUUUCCCAUGAACUUAGAUUGAUUGUAUGAUAUUAUUGCGCAACUUCGUAAAGAUAAAAGCAGAUACAGGCUGCAAGGUUACAUGCCUAAUUCAGAAUACCAAAGACGCCAUUGAACCUAAAAUCCGCAAAUCAAAAG
Messenger RNA from Aaosphaeria arxii CBS 175.79, 1463 nucleotides. RefSeq names its product S-adenosyl-L-methionine-dependent methyltransferase. The record is from RefSeq and is a predicted model, not a curated record. Bases 65 to 1243 code for a protein of 392 amino acids. The transcript has 3 exons. Gene Ontology annotation, molecular function: O-methyltransferase activity. Lineage: Eukaryota; Fungi; Ascomycota; Dothideomycetes; Pleosporales.